This is a messenger RNA of Symbiodinium natans, 456 nucleotides long. The record is from the annotation of a GenBank genome assembly. NCBI's taxonomy places the organism in Eukaryota, Dinophyceae, Suessiales, Symbiodiniaceae.
AUGGGUAUGGGCUGCAUCAACUGCCCUGAGCUGACCGCGGCACCUCGACCUCUCACAACCUACGCCCUGAUGUCUCGGAAGUACUUUUGCCACCUUCAUGGGCCAAAGGUCUUCGGCUGCGACGUGAUGGUGAAAUCUCUUCAGCUGGGCAACUUCGUUGAAGGACAAGAGGUCAACUUCGCUGUGACUUUGAACGAAGAGAACAAGCCUCAGGCUUUUGACCUGGCAGACAACAAGACCGUGUUGAAUGGCGUCCCACCGCUGGGUUGCGGAAUGGGCUGUGGAGGAAUGCCUUUGAUGGGAGAAAUGCACUGUGGUGGGAUGGGCUGUGGGAUGGAUGGCUGCGGCUGUGGUGGCUGCAGCACGACGCCGCCUCAGGUGCUAAUGCAGUCUACACUACACUGUAGUCUAGUCUCUCACGAUUUUUCAAGUUGGGUGAGGGAAGCCCUCAACUAA